AUGAAUAAAAAAGUUGAAUAUGUGUAUUCCAAACCCAGAAAAGAUUUUGGGAAACAGCCUAUGUUUUGUGAAGUUCCUAAUCAUAUCCUUGACUCAAUAUCACCUGAUUGUUUAGAACAAAAACUUUAUGGCCUGCGAAAUCCAGUUCAUAGUUUUACACAAACAUUAAUUUCUUUAAAAGAUAAAAUUGUUAACACUACUAGGAUUUUUCGUCGUGAUCAAGGAAUUAAUCAUUUGGAAGGAGGUUGGUCAAAAGAUAUAAAUGUAACCGAUGAAGAAGCAAUCACGCGAUAUAGACGUCGAAUAGAACGCGAUGAUAACUAUAUAAAUGCAAUACUUGGAAGUUACUCCAAGUUUGAACAUAUGAUUAAACAAAAUAAUGCUAUUGACAUGUAUACUAUGUAUUUUAAGGAAAUGCGUUCAGAAAAGCCUGUUGAGAAAUCAAACAUUUGCGUAAACGGAAUCUACAGAGAUAUAUAUCAUCGUCCUAUAUCAAGCAUAGAUUGGACAAAUGAAGAACAUCCGAAAGUUGUGGUUUCAUAUUGUAAUAAAACAUAUAAUAUUCUUAGAAGCGAUAAUUUCAAUAUUGUUGGUUUUGUGUGGGAUUUAGAAAAGAUGAAUGUUCCACUUUGUACAUUUAAGCCUCCAAGUGCUUGUUGGCAAGUAGCAAGUUCCCCUACAGAAUCGUCUAUUAUAAUUGGAGGACUUGAAGAUGGAAGAGUGUGCAUUUUUGAUAUCCGAGUUACGGAAAAACCCACACUUAUAAGUCCAGCACAUUUAGCCCACCGAGAACCGGUCAGUGCACUUUUAAAUGUUUUUUCGCGUGUUAACACUGAAUUCUUUACUGGUUCAACCGACGGAAAAUGCAUGUGGUGGGAUUCACGAAACCUUGAAGAGCCACUUGAUACCCUGAUUAUUACUUCAAGACGUCAUUCAGAUGCGGAUGUUAGUUUGGCAAAUGCAGAACCCAUAAGCGUACUUCAAUAUGAACGAUCUAUUCCAACAAAAUUUUUAUGUGGCACGGAUACGGGCCUUGUUAUUAAUGUAAAUCGGAAGGGUAGGACUCAUAAAGAUAAAAUGAGUACAAUUUUCAAAGCGCAUAAUGGAUCUGUUAAAGCUUUACAUAGGAGUCCGUGUACUUCUAAGAUUUUUAUGACUUGCGGAGAUUGGAGUGUGAAAAUUUGGAAUGAAGAUCUUAGUUUUUCUCCAAUCUUGUCGAAUACUAAUCAUCUUAACUUAAUAUCCGACGUAGCUUGGGCUCCUAAUAGAUUUUCGAGCUACAUGACAGUUUCAUCGGACGGAAAAUUAAGAUACUGGGAUUUACUCCGUAAGCAUCACACUCCAAUUGCUACUUUACCAAUUUCAAAGAAAUCAUUAUUGAAAAUGAAUAUCCAUGAAGAAGGCAAAUUAGUUGCUAUGGGUGAUUUUGAUGGUGUGUUAUAUAUAACUGCUUUAUCUGAUAGCCUUAUUAUCCCUGAUAAGCACGACAAAAUAUUAAUUACUCAAGCUUUUGAGAGAGAAACUCGCCGUGAGCGUAUUUUAGAAAUGCGAACAAAAGAAAUUCAUUUAAAAGCUAAAACUGAUAAACAAAUUCAUACAAGGGUACACCAUUUUGAAGACCCACAUGCAUUAAAAGAUGUUGAAGAAAAUUUUAAAAAAAUUGUACGUAAAGAACAUGAAAAUAUUGGGGGAAAGAAAAUACAUUAA
Parnassius mnemosyne (clouded apollo) is the source of this 1707-nucleotide messenger RNA. Lineage: Eukaryota; Metazoa; Arthropoda; Insecta; Lepidoptera; Papilionidae. The record is from the annotation of a GenBank genome assembly.